Molecule: messenger RNA, 806 nt
Organism: Paramecium octaurelia
Lineage: Eukaryota; Ciliophora; Oligohymenophorea; Peniculida; Parameciidae
Source: the annotation of a GenBank genome assembly
AUGAAAAUAUUCUAAAAAGUAAAAUAAUUAGCUACUCCAUACACGCUCCAUCUAAAAAGUACGCCUGUUGUUGUUAUGGACACUUUUUGUGAAAAAGGAAAUGAGUAGAAAUUUAAUGUGUUUACAGAUUAACUCAUAGGAGGUGAUAGUAGAGGAGUUGUUGUCUUUAAGGAAGAAGAUGAAGCAGGUAAACAUAACUCAUACAUUCUAGUUACAUUCUUGGGGUAAAUCCAAAUUGAUAAGAAAAAGCAAUUAGAAUCAUUGCCUCAUGUCGGAAUUGAAUAUAAAUAUUCGAAAUCCGUCAAUAUUGCUAAAUUUACUAAAAUCCUCUUUAAAAUGAGAACAGAUGGUUAAAUCUAUAAAAUAAGAAUAGGAGUUAACUCAUCUUAUGAUUUUGGAUAACAUCACGCUUAUGUAUAAAUCAAUUUCAUCAUUAGGCAUAUAUUGUAGAUUAAUCUUAGAUGUGGAAUACUUAUUCGAUACCUUUUAAAAACUUUGAACAUUAAGGCUUUGAUAAAGAGGUUCAAAGUCUUGAGUUAUCUGCAGAAGGCUUAUAAUUAUAUUAAUUCGACAUUAUAAAAGAAUCAAAAAUUAAUGAGAAGAUUGCUGUUCAAAUAAAAGAGUUUGCUCUCUCUUAGGAAGAAUUAACAGAAUAAGAAAUUAAUUUUAAAAGACCAAUAUUUUACAAAUAUUUGCAAAGAUAGGAUAUUUUGGACACAGGGAGAGAAAAAUAUAAUUAGAUGAUUCCAAAUAGUAACUUGAAAUCAAAUCCAAAUGGCAAAAGCAUAAAUAGCUGGUACGAUUGA